This is a messenger RNA of Stegastes partitus (bicolor damselfish), 1226 nucleotides long. Its product is annotated as ovochymase-2-like. The transcript has 6 exons. Bases 160 to 768 code for a protein of 202 amino acids. The record is from RefSeq and is a predicted model, not a curated record. Lineage: Eukaryota; Metazoa; Chordata; Actinopteri; Pomacentridae.
ACCACACUCACCAGACAUCGCGGGUUUUAUCACCUCUGUCUUUGCUUUUCAGGGAUUUUCUGUGGCGGCGUGGCGCCCGGUCCGGUGCUGCUCAACAACUCCCAGAAUGCAACGCUGCUCUUCUCCUCUGACAUUAGCGGAUCAGGAAGUGGUUUUGUAAUGAGGCACCGUGCUGUCAGGGGACACUCUGAUCCUGGAUGCGGUACAGUGGUUCUGGUGGAGGAUCCGGCUGCUGUUCACAGCCCAAAUUACCCACAAUCCUACGGCGACGACUGCGUCCUCCGCUGGGUGGUGUACGCGCCGCACGGCCACGUCGUCAAGCUGGACUUUGCUGACUUUGACCUGGAGGAGUCCGACAGAUGUUUGUACGACUCCCUGACUGUGUUUGGAGACGUUGCAGGAACAGAGGAGAUAGCGGUUCUGUGCGGCCGCGGCCCGCCUCCUCCCGUCCUGUCCUACCACAGCGUCAUGGUUCUGCAGUUCACCUCCGACAGCAGCGUCGCUCAUGGCGGCUUCAGCGCCUCGCUAACGUUCAUCAGUGAUGCAGAUCUGCACGAUCGGGACGGACCAGAUGUGGAGCAGCAUCCAGAUGUUUUCACCGCUAACCGGCGACACACAGCGCCUCACGUCGUGCAGCCGUCCAGCAGCAGGUCUUUGCAGGCCGCCGUGGAUCCUGGACGACAUGUGGUCGGAGGUUCUGGCGACGGAGAUGAAGAUGAUGAUGAUGAUGAUGAUGAUGAUGGUGAAUCUUCAGGGACGACGCAGUGAGCUGCUGCUGCUGCUGCGAACAGGAAGAAGAGUUUGGAUUCAAACUGUUUAAACCCGACGAGGCAGAAACCGGACGACGUAUCUGUCAUUUAUAGAGAUUUCACUGCUCGUUAGCUGUCAAUCAAACGUCCCACUGCUUAAUUAGGUUCAUUAUUACAAGAUAAGGUGUUGUUUUGAUGAGCUGUGUUGAAUAAAUCAAACAUAAUUUCACUAAAAUGCAAAAGAUGUUGAUGUUGUGUUCAUAUUUUUAUUGUCGAUUACAGAUAAAGUUCAUGUGAUCUUUGCUUGUGCAGAUAAAACGUUUUUAUCAUGUUUUAUAGCGGCUCAGUGACUAAACUUGGCACCAACGUCCUGUUGGGAGUUAUCAGUCGACUCAAGGACGCUUUGAUAUCAUCUGGAACUCUUCUUAGUGUUUAAACUGAAACAAUGAUAAUAAAACGUGGAUUUCAUGGAGCUGA